AUGGAGGGGUUGUAUGGUCAGUUAUCAAGGUUUUCUUACCAGGAGUCGCUGAAAGUCCUAGAAACCGAUAUCCAGCAUGCCAAUGCUCUGGCCUUUGCAAUUCCAAGAGCUGAAGGUGGUGUACACCUUAAGAUGAAAGUGGUUUACAAUCACCUGGCUCCGCUCUUUUUGUAUUUCCUCCAGUGGAUUGAUUGUUCCUGCUCGUGUCUGCUGCCUAGAUACCUAAAUUUCUGUCACAUACUUGUAUAUAAGGUAAGUACAGAUGGGAGACCAUAUAUUUCCAAGCAUGGAAGGAAGGCAACCAUUAGGGACUUUUAUGCUGUUAUAUUGCCAUCUCUUCAGCGGCUCCACGAUGAUUUAGUGAGGUCUGAUCAUGCUGUUGGUGAGAAUCUUGGCUCAGAGACCGUUGGCAAGAACAGAUUCGAAGGCAGGAAUGUGAACACAAGAUCACAGUCUUGCCCGUUUUGCCGUGGUAGCAUAAAGAGAGUAAAGUCAAGAGACUUGUGGAUCCUUACCUGCGGCAAUGACGUGAUGGACACUGAAACAGUUUCCAGAGAGAACUUAUUGCAUUUCUAUCUAUAUAUUGAUAGCUUGCCAAAAGAUUCACAGGAAGGCCUUAUCUUUGUGCACUAUGAAUACCUACUUUAA
Molecule: messenger RNA, 648 nt
Organism: Thlaspi arvense
Lineage: Eukaryota; Viridiplantae; Streptophyta; Magnoliopsida; Brassicales; Brassicaceae
Source: the annotation of a GenBank genome assembly